AGUGUUGGAUGGCAUCAGUUCACUCCACUCGCGAAUCGGCUUUCUACUUAAGUUAGUGCUAGAAGCGAACUGGCGUUACAAGCCUGCUUCUGCUACUGCUUCUUCUUAAAGUACAAAUUCAGGAUUUAUAGUUGUCCUUGCGGCGAGGGCGACUGAAACUCAACAUACUCUUACUCAAGGUCAAGACUAGAAAUCUCAGACGAAGUGGCCGCAAUAUUUAUUGAUCACUGCGGACGUUCUUCUACUAUACUUCUUUGUGAUGAUGAUGUUUCGCGGCAUCACCGCCACGGCACUUCUCCACCUGGGAAGAUGGCUCCUUCCCACUACGGAGGCUCUGACGAUGCACCCUCGUCCUGCUGAUGCCCCCGAAGUCUUAUUUGGUGGCGCGGAGCAAGAGAUGAAGAUGGCGGAGAACAAACCUGCGACGGCGACGGCCCGACGUCGUGUGCGUAUUUUUUCCAUCAACGAUGUGUAUUUGCUGGACCUCGGCAUGCCCUACGUGAUGGCGGAAAUGUCCACUUUUCGUCGUGAGAACCCGGACACGAUCGUGAUUUUCUCGAUCCUAUCCUGUGUAAAAACGUACCCACACCAGAGUCAAGAUGGGAAAUCUGCUACACAAAUCAGCCAGCUUCGGUUGUUUCGCAUGACAAGUUUGCCCGCGUAGUGUGAUCCUGUUUAGGUAGUUCAGCAGCAUCACAGAUCUAGCUUGUCAUGCUGAUUAUAGCAUCACAAAUUCCAAUUCCAAAGCACGACUAGAAAAUGCCUCUCAUGGGUCUCCGCAUGAGAAACAUUUUCAGCAUGCUGAUUUGCAUUACAACUCUGGUGUGGGUACGUUUUUACUCAGGAUAGAUCCAGGGCGACUUUCUCGGCGGCGGUGCGCAUGUGAACUUCGACGCUGGCGCAACGCUCGUCGAGCAGCUCCUCCUCCUCGGUUCGAAGGCGGACUACCGCCUGGUGUCUGUAGGCAAUCACGAAUUCGACCCGGGCCUCAGAGUCCUCGUUGAGAGGCUGGAGAAACUGACGCAGGACGCGUCUUAUCCCUGGAUAUGGACUGCAAAAGUAUCGUACUCGUAUAAAUGCAUUACAAAUUUCCUCACCAUGAGAAGUGAAAUUUGUAAUGCGGGUUUCCCUUUAAAAAAAUAUUUGUAAUGCAUGAUUGCCAUACGAGUACGAUACUUUUGCACAGGAUACUGGAUUUUCGUGAACAACAAUUUCGGCGUCAAUUUGGACCGGGCGAAAAAGUACCAGGAAUAUCCUGAGUAAAAAUGUCCCCACACCAGAGUUGUCAUGCAAAUCUGCAUGCCAAAAAAGUUUCUCAUGCGGAGCCCCAUGAGAACCAUUUUCUGAUCCUGUUUCGGAAUUUGUAAUGCUAGAAUCAGCAUGAUAUGCUAGUUUUGUGAUGCUUCGGAACUAGCUAAACAGGAUUACACUACGAGGAUAAACUUGUAAUGCGAAACAACCAGAGGUGGCUGAUUUGUCUAGCGGAUUCCCCAUCUUGACUCUGGGGUGGGGACGUUUUUGCUCAGGAUAAGGAAGACGCGGCACUUUUGGGGAGGCCUGCGGCGGCGAGCUUCGCCUCUGUCGAAGCCUUCGCGAAGCUGAGCGAGCCUGCUGCUUUUGGAAAAAAGGAAAGAACGGGCGUUGUGUGGGAGAAUAUCCCGAUUACGGAAGGACCGCUUGCCGGGGGACGAAUGGCCGCGCAGGGUAUGCCCGUCCAAAUUCUGCAGCCGUUCUACCCGCAAAAUAACUUCACGAUGACCCUGCUCGCGGCCUGCUACACAGAGACGGGCUAUUCGCAAGCGGCCACGGCCUGGCCGUUCUUCGUGGCGGUGGGCGGCGAAACGAACAAGGGCUUGUUUCAAGACAAACCGCGCGCCGAGCAACAUUUGUUGUUUUUUUCCGAGCUGACGAGGCAAGUGAAGAAGGUACAAAACGAGAAAAACAUGUUUCAGUUGGCACUCACGCACCAGUCGGACAAAGAUGACGAGCUGUUUUUCUGUUCUGCAAAGAACCAGGAGGCGGGUAACUGUCCGUACGGAGUUAUGGGAGCGGAUUUAGCGCUGGCAGCACACUCGCACGAGACGCUCUUUUUGCAGACGGCUGCUAAGAUUCUGGUAAAGACCAGCAUGGACGCGAAGGAGCUGAUCGUGUGCGACAUCGAAUUGCUCACAGAAGGUGCAGCCGCGUGAUAUUGUGAUUUCUAUGAUUUAGUGAAGCAGUUGUAGUAGUUUUUUCGAGUCCUCCGUCCGAGGAAGAAGCAGCCCAACACAGGUAGACCAAUCGUAAUCAGUAUCUAUCAGAACAACAACAUCGGGGUGCGCCGAUUACAGGAACCCCAUGAAUAAAGAUAUUACGCAAGAUCAGUACAGGAACCCCAUGAAUAAAGAUAUUCCGAUGCUGGUCGAAGAAGGCAAAAACCGAAGGCGUUUGCCGCCGCACGAUUAACAUCAUCAGCACAAUAACAAUAUGGAACAAGCUAAGAAUUUAAAUUUUCUAUUUCAGGUGCGUGGCAGAACGACUGCGCUCUGAAGAGCAUGUUCAAGCCGAAGCAGAGCGAAACUUUGAACCUAGACAACGUGGCGAAGAUCAUCGAAGACGCCGACACGCGAGAGGACGUGGUGAAAAUCCUGCGGCUCACGGACAAUCUGAUGAAGGUGAUGCAAUCGAGCGAUUACGCCUUAAUGCCCGCUGCAGCCACCCGUCCGCUCCUGGACGACUUGAACAAGAGGAAUGAGGCGAAGGACCCGAACCUCUGCACGCCUUCGCUAACAACGAAGUGCCCCGACCCCGUCUGGAGCUAUUUCUCUUCUUGGAGCAAGAAGAACGAGCGGAUCGACCAGAUUGCCUUUUUGACUCUGAUCAGCGAGUGGUAUUUGCGCGGCGUGCAGGGCGACAAGGGCAAAAAGUGUCCGUUCUACGCGCAAGGCUCGGAGGAGGAGAAAGCAUUCCAAACCUACCCGACCCUCCUCGUGAUGCACAGUGGUUUUAUGCGCGGCAUGGCGCCCCCCUUCGCCGACCAGAGCAUCGCGCUCGACCAGACGAUCACGCGCAAGCUCCUCGCCGACGUGUUCGCCUUCGAUACCAUAUCAAAUGUAAAAAUGUCUGGGUCUGGAAGAAUGGAAGGCUUGUCAUGCUCGUCUGGCAUGACCCAUGAUGCUUGUAAUGCAUGACCCAGCAUCACAGAUUUUUGGAAAGCUUCCUGAUGCCAUUUCCGCAUGACAAAUGCCCUCCUCGCGUAGCACAAAUGUGGCUCCUCUUGCUGGUCAUGCAAUACAGAUCUUUUUAGAGUCCAAACUUAGCAUCACAAGUUCCAACUUUCCAGACCCAGACAUUUUUAAUACAUUUGAUAUACCAACUUCAUCACGUAUUUUCUCGCCGUGCCCGGCGGGGCGCUGGAGGACGCUUUGAGGCUCCAGUCGGAUACGAAGUUCAACGACGGCGCUUAUCUCGACCUCGACAUGGCACGCGUGGAUUUCAGAUUCACUCCACGUGUCGCGACCCGCGGUAAAAACAUCGGCACGGGCAAGGUGAUCACCGGAAUCGAAAAAAUCGAUGGAGUGCCCUUUUCCAGGGAGAAGAUGUACAACAUCGCAACCACGGCCAAUUUUGCGUUCUUUCACGAAGCGCUGAACGGGGCCAAGCAGCCCGUCGCAAAGUGGCCCUCGGUGUGGGAGGCGUACCAGCAGAAGUACGGCACGCCGCAACGCAAGGUCGUUCUGAUGCGCUACUUCUUGGCACCGUGGUUGCAGCGAGUCGCGUAUUGAGAGGAAAAAUCCCCCCUCCCCAUAUUGAAAAGGUAUGUUUCCAAAAAUUUCUGUUGCGGAUUUGAGGUCACAAAUCAUGUCUGUCUUGCAAGAAGACAAGGACAGAAGCUUCCGCCCCAUUAUCGAAGCGGUUUGUCAUGCUGUUGGGCCUAAAGGGGGGCGCUUGCCAUGCUGAACUACUAGACCCAUACGCCCCUAGCUAGCCUGGGGAUCUGGCCGCAGUGCCUCUCUGCAAUACAAAGCUGAUUUGUGGUCACAAAUCAGCAUCACAAAUUUCCUUUUUGAUAUGGGGAGGGGGGAUUUUUCAUUUUGAUAUCGCGCGGACGGCGGACUUUGAGCUGGUGAAAGGCACCCACGACCACAGCGCGGACGAGAAAGGAUCGCUGUCACUGCCGGAGAUGGAGAAUUUGGUGUAUCUGCAGUGGGCAAAGGGAGCUUUCUCGUCCACCACAGAAGAUGAACCAGGCGUGUUGGGGGGCUUUCCGUCGUUACAAUCGCUGCUGACAGCUGGUGGAGCCGCGGAGUCGUCGUGGUCCAACAUCUUCGCUAGAAGACGUCCUGCCACCGUCGAAGACGCGAUCCAAGAGUACGAAACGUACCUGAAGCAGGACAAGGAGCAGCAGAAUAUGUUGCGCGGUGUUCUUCCGAAGGUGUUGCAGGUGAUCCAGAGCGAACCCUACAAAUUGGAAACGCCGUUGAAGCUUUUGGCAGCUUCAAGCGUCCCAGUUCGAAAUAAGCACUGCGGUUAUGCUAUAAAACAGGUUAGGGGGUGGCAAAGCAGGCGAGUCUGGCAGGCUUUUUUUUGUUUUCAGAGUGUUUUUCUUGCUGCCCUAAGUAGGAAUGCGAAUGAGGAAAGCGAGUGAUGAACUCAAAUGAUGAAUGCGAAUGAUGAAUUAGAAUAACAAGCCAACUGGUUUCGGCUUUCAAGAAGGGGGCGGGGCGCGACUACUCCUCACCCGAUGCAAAAACAUGCUUUAUGUUUACAAGAAGACGGGUCGCCCUGAUGGGCGACCCUUUCUUGAGCUUGAUCCUUUUGCAAGCAGAUAGCGAGUAUACGGCAAAAUGCUCACUAAGACUGUUGGGCUAGGCCCCCUGCGAAGGAAGCGAAGAGGCUGGGAUAGGGGUAGCGUUGGCUCUUCAAAAAACAUGGCGCAUCACGCAGCAGCGCACCCAUAAGAACAUAAGGCAGUUGGAAGCCAACCGAAGAAGACGGGGCGCCAUCUUGUGUGGGCCUUAAUUCUUUGACUUCGGGGUCAGGUCUUGAGUUGUGCAAUCCCGGGCAGCCGGGCCGAGCACUUCCAGAAGUUACCCGCCGAGGCGUUCGCGCGGGGCAAUGUUCACUCGCGCGACUCUUUGGCCCGUCCGGGGGAGCUUGUUUUGCUGUUGCGCGCGGCAACGGAAAAGGAGC
Molecule: messenger RNA, 5172 nt
Organism: Amoebophrya sp. A120
Lineage: Eukaryota; Dinophyceae; Syndiniales; Amoebophryaceae
Source: the annotation of a GenBank genome assembly